Lactuca saligna is the source of this 1547-nucleotide messenger RNA. Lineage: Eukaryota; Viridiplantae; Streptophyta; Magnoliopsida; Asterales; Asteraceae. The record is from the annotation of a GenBank genome assembly.
UUAAAAGGUUGCUAAUUUUCCUUACAAUUCUAUAAUGAUUAAAUUUAUUGCAGAAAAUGGAAAUAGGAAAUAAGGUUUACCUAAAUAACAUUGACCAGAUAGAUGAAAAAUCGCAUAUCAAGGUUCGGGUGCUUAAAAUUUGGAACUUUGUCAGAAAUAAUAAAGUUUGUUCCAUUGAAAUGAUCAUCAUGGAUGAGGAGGGUACACAAUACCAAGCUCGUGUCUUCAAUCAGAAUUUCUCCAGAUUUCGUCAUCUUUUAAAGGAAGAUGAAAGUUAUAUAGUUAUAAAACCCAAUAUGGCUGCUGUUACUAAUGGUUUUAGUUAUACAGGUCAUAAACAGACCUUAACUUUGGAUUGGAAAAGCAUCCUAAAAAAAUGUGAUGAUUUCUCGGGUCCGGUCAAUGGAUUUAUGUUUGUUGACUUUAAUUCUAUCAUAGAACAAACAUGCCCAAAAGACACAUUCUUUGAUGUUAUUGGACAUAUCGUGUCAUUUAGGCCUCUUGAAACUUCAAAUCCAGUACCAUCCAAGCAUUAUAUAAAAGUCACUCUUAGCAACCUAGAUUCUGUACAUCUGAAGGUUACUAUUUUUGGAAGUCAAGCAUAUCAAAUUUCAGAAUACCUAAAAAAUAACCCGACUGUUAAUUUUGUUGUUAUCGUGAUGCAGUUUUUGAAGCUAAACAUUUGGAAUGGUCUUGGUGAAGCUAAAAGUCAUUUUGAAGUAACGAAAUUGUUCAUAAAUUCUGACAUUUAUGAAAUAAAUGAGUUUAAAAAUAAGUUGAAAUGUCAUGACAAUUUCGGUAUAACUGAAAAAAGCAUAACUACACUUCAAAGCUACUCUUCUUCAUAUACAGAUGACUUUAAGGGCAAUUUUCCAUUAAAAACAAUCUGUGAGAUCACCGAACCAAUUAAGGAAAUGAAGUUUUUAUUAGUUGCUUCCAUUGUUAAUAUAAGGCAGAAUCUACCAUGGUAUAUAAUUCCAAUUAACGUACAAGAUUGUACUGGAACCAUUGGAUUGACUCUUUUUGAUAGGGAAGCAAGGAGGUUGUUAAAUAUAAGUGCCUACGAGUUGAAAAAGAUACAUGAUGCGGCCGGAGACAGUGAUGCCCUAUUUCCAAUGCAACUUAAUGUGUUGAAAAACCGCAAGUUUGGUUUUGUUGUAGAUAUUACAGAAUACAAUGUCAACAACUAUAAUAACAUCUACACAGUUCUCAGAGUUACAGAAGAUAUGUCCAUUGUUUGUGAAUUGGAAAGUAAAAUAGAACUUAUGAGUAAUCAAUCUGUCGCCUUAAAUCAAGUUGCUUUGGAAUCCGAUGAUGUUGUACAGCCUGUUCAAAAGGAUGUGAUCUCACAAACAGACGAAAGUUUUACACCCUCAACAGUUGAUAAGUCAACCGCAACAAGUCCUUGCAAAAUAUCAGGUGAUUUGAAGCGCAACCUCCAAGAAAUUUAUGAUGUUGAUUCUGGAUAUGAUUUAAGUUCAACUAAGGCUAAAAGAAAGUCAACCGCAGAGGAAACUCCACUCUUGAUUCCAAAAAUUGAAAAGUGA